AUGGCUAAAGCAGAACCAAUUGCUAUUGUUGGCCGGAGCUGUAGAUUCCCUGGGGGUUCUUGUACCACAGCGCGACUAUGGGACCUUCUACUCGAGCCUCGGGAUCUCUCUUCUGGGCCACCUUCAGGACGGUUCAAUGCAGAUGCCUUCUACCACGAGGAUCCAAGACGCCCUGGAAGAACCAAUGCCGCCAAAUCCUACUUUCUUGACGAACCAAUAGACCGAUUCGAUGCACCCUUCUUCAACAUCUCGAGAACCGAAGCUGAGAGUAUCGACCCCCAACAGAGACUGCUAUUAGAAACAGUGUAUGAAGGCCUUGAGACUGCCGGAUGUCGCCUGGAGGAUUUAUCAGGAUCGUCUACUGGGGUUUUUUGCGGCGUCAUGUGUGAUGACUAUCGAAGCAUGGUAUUCCGGGACUUGGAUACCCUUCCCCGAUACGCUGCGACAGGAACUUCACAAGCCAUCGUGGCAAACCGAAUCUCAUACUUCUUCAACCUCCGCGGGCCGUCAAUCACAGUUGAUACGGCAUGUUCCUCGAGUCUGGUAGCGGUACACUUGGCGGCAAGGGCAUUGGCAGACAGGGAUUGCCGCGUUGCUGUUGCGGCUGGGACAAACUUGAUCCUGGCCCCUAAUGUCUUCCUCAGCGAGUCAAGCCUUAACAUGCUGAGUCCCACUGGUCAUAGUCGCAUGUGGGAUGCCAAUGCAGACGGAUACGCUCGGGGUGAAGGCGUGGCGGCUGUGGUGAUGAAGCGGCUAAGCGAUGCAAUCCGGGAUGGCGAUCACAUCGAAUGCGUGGUGCGAGCAACGAAUGUGAACCAAGAUGGAAGAACUCCGGGUAUUACCAUGCCAUCUCCGGAGGCACAGAAAGAAUUGAUAAUGAAAACAUAUGCGGACGCCGGAUUAGACCCUCAGAACCGCCCCGAGGAUCGGUGCCAAUACUUCGAAGCUCAUGGUACUGGGACACGUGCUGGAGAUCCACAGGAAGCUAGGGCGAUUCAUGAUGCCUUUUUUGGGCCGAGUACUACAGCUACCCAGCAAGGUAGUGCAUUGUUGGUUGGAUCCGUAAAGACAAUCAUCGGCCACACAGAAGGAGCAGCAGGCCUGGCUGGUUUACUUAAAGCGUCCCUGUGCAUCGAAAACGCCACCAUCAGCCCAAAUAUGCACUUUCAGAACCUUAAUCCUGAUAUUUCUCCUUAUGUAGGCUCACUGCGAGUGCCAACCGAAGUUCUCCCAUGGCCGACCCUUUCACCAGGAGUCCCUAGGCGUGCAUCAGUUAAUUCAUUUGGCUUCGGUGGUACUAAUGCCCAUAUCAUUUUGGAAAGUUACGAUGCGGGACCACCGAGCCAGCCUUCCAAGGGAUCACGGGUCAUUCUUCCCUUUGUGUUUUCAGCAAGCUCUGAGUGGGCUUUGAGGCAACUACUGGAUCGCUAUUGUGCCUUUCUUGAUGAUAAUCCCGACAUUGACUUAACGGAUUUGGCGUGGUCACUGUUCGCUCGAAGGAGUCUGCUCGGCCACCGACUAUGGUGCUCUGCAUCAUCAGGCGCAAAAUUAAAAGAUGCCAUACGACAAGAAAUAUACUCCCGGCAACCUGGAACCCCUGCAACUAUCAUGAGAAACCCAAGCUGUGGUCCAAAACGUAUCCUCGGCAUAUUCACUGGUCAGGGAGCACAAUGGGCAAGGAUGGGGAUUGAGGUUAUCAGAGCAUGCCCUGAUGCAGGUGCCUGGAUGAAUGAAAUGCAGAUAUCCUUGGACGAGCUACCAGAGCAUUAUCGCCAAACAGGCUUUUCGUUGAUGCAUGAGCUCUCAUUGUGGCCUGACACAUCACGGAUAAACCAGGCCACCGUGUCGCAACCCUUAUGCACAGCCGUCCAAAUAAUAUUGAUCAAGAUUCUAUCGGCUCUAGGAAUAGAGCUCUCAGCUGUUAUAGGGCAUUCAUCUGGUGAGAUAGCUGCCGCCUAUGCAGCCGGUUUCAUCACGGCCUCUGAUGCAAUUCGCAUCGCUUACUUCAGGGGCGUAUUUUCGCGACUGGCACGGAGCAACAGCGGCCAGGCAGGUGCCAUGGCAGCCGCUGACCUGUCCCACGACGAAGCGGAAACUCUGUGCAGAGAGCCAAAGUGGGCAGGUCGAGUGACUAUUGCCGCCUAUAAUUCUCCGAGUAGUGUAACACUUUCAGGAGAUGCUGAUGCAAUCCACGAGCUGUGCAGCGUGAUACAGGAUGAGGGAAAAUUCUGCAGGGCGCUCAAGGUGGACACUGCGUAUCACUCAGAUCAUAUGCUGGCUUGCUCAACCAAAUAUAAGAAAGCGCUGGAGGAUUGUGGCAUCACGUCGACUCGGAAGAAUCCUGCCACCAAAUGGUUCUCUAGCGUAUUUGACGGCCGCAUAAUGGGUCAGGAUACUCGAGAGCUACUCUACUCGGAAUACUGGAAUGAAAACUUGGUCAGCCCAGUUAGGUUCAAUCAGGCCGUGGUUGCAGUAACCAGCGAUACGAUAUUUGACCUUGCCAUCGAGAUUGGCCCGCAUCCAGCUUUGAAGGGGCCUUUCCAGCAUAGCUUACUAGGUGCCGAGAUACCCUAUACGAGCAUGCUCAAACGUGGCUCAGAUGACAUGCUAUCGGUGGCAACUAUGAUAGGGACGUGCUGGGAGCACCUAGGACCGGACUCCAUUCACCUGGAGGAAUACACUAGACUUUGUGGUAGCACCCGUGAGCCACAGCUCCUGAAGUCCCUCCCAUCUUACCCAUUUGAUCAUCGGGAGGCAUAUUGGGGUGUGUCGCGUCUAACGGAUGCUGCGCUUAAUCGUAAAGAUAAGCCAGAUGAGCUUUUGGGAAUUCUUUGUCCAGAUACAGGUGAAGGUGAGUGGCGUUGGCGUAACCACCUGCGCCACGAGGAUAUCCCGUGGAUUGAUCGACACCGUUUUCAGUCUCACAUCAUUUUUCCCAUGAGCGCAUAUGUGGCCAUGUUGUGGAACGCUGUAACGGUUAUUACAAACGCCCAACCAUUCCGCUUCGUCGAAAUUUCUGACGUUGCAUUACUGCACACUGCUGUGCUAGAUGGUCAAAUGGAGCAGAGCUUCGAAACAUUGUUCACGGUUGACGUAUUGGCUGACGAUAAGAAGCUCAUCCAUCUGGCCUUCGCCUGUUUUAUUGAAUUUGAAGGCUCUAUGCGGCGUUGUGCCUCAGGUAAGGCAUCCCUCCAUAAAGGAGAUGAGUCCCCAACGCUGCUACCCUCUCAACCCUUUGAUGAUGGCAGCCUGACGUUAACGGAUGCUGCUCCAUUUUAUUCAACACUCGCCAGGGUUGGAUAUGAAGUCUCUGAAGAGCUCAAGGUGAUUUCCAAGCUGCAGUAUAAUGUCCCUCAUACUCGCGGAUUCUUAAGGAGCCUGGAGCAGACGUGCCCGAAAACUCAAGUUCAACAUGGAGCCGCGCUUGAUGCUUCAAUUCAAACUCUUCUCGCAGCUGCAGACGCACAUGGUCCAAGGCCAUUAUCAGGUCCUUUUGUGCCGAGUAAGAUUAGGCGGAUUGCUCUAAAUCCCAUGUUACUCCACUCGGGCACACUUGGGGAUCAAGUGACAUUCGACAGUAUCUUAAGCAAUGCCACUAGCUAUGAAAUAGAAGGUGACGUUGAUCUCUUCGCAAAGGGGGGACAAGGGAUUCUGCAGCUAGAGGGUGUUAGUCUUGUGCCAGCUAUGGACCCGGAUGCAGGCAGUCACAAAUUAUUUUCAGAAGUCGCCUGGGGCCGUUUGAACCCACAUGCCUCCGCGGAGAGCACAGACCUGCGCACAAGGGUGAAGGAUCAGGACCCAGAGACGCACGAGCGGAUUGCCCUCUGCUACAUGGCCCAUGCGGCCAAGCUCGUCCCACAACAUAAACGCAUUCACAUGGGUGCCCAGACCAUAGGGCUAUUGAAUUGGAUCGAUAAUGUGCUAGAGCAGACGAGCUCGGGAGGUCAUCCGGUCUGCCGUAAGGAGUGGAUGCUUGAUACAAUCGAACAGGUUGAAGCGCUGGCGCCCGAAGGGUCAAGCUGUAGGACCUAUGACAUUCUGCAUGCGGCUGGCAAAGACCUCGUUAAGGCAGUCCAGCAGCAGGGCGAGAUAGAUAGAUCAAGCAUUCGUUUCGAUGAGUGGCAAAGACAUUCUGCUGACGUUCUUGAGCUCAGGUUUGGCAUGCGGGAUGUGCUCAAGCAGAUCUGCUUCCGAUAUCCACAUCUGAAUAUUCUUGAGGUGGGAGGCGGAGGGUACGCAGAGGCAGACGAUUCUUUUGCUGGUAUGGGCCUUGCCUUCAAGGCUUAUACACGUACGCAGCCACCCAAUUACUGCGCGAAGAGAUAUAGUGACGUGGGCAACCAACAUGAGCAUCGGAUGAUGCACCUUGAUAUUUCCCAACGUCCAGCGGAUCAAGGCUACACGGAGCAUUCGUACGAUGUGGUUCUAGUCCCCAGUGUACUCUGCCCUACUAUCUCCCGUGACCAAGCAUUGUUGAACCUUCGUCGCCUCUUGAAACCAGGUGGUUAUUUGUUGGCUAUCCAGGAGACAAAUCCAUCUGUACUCCAUCCGAUGCUCCUUGCACCUUCCGUGGGUCUUGGAAGAGAGGAAAUAUGUACACCCAACAGGUGGCACUCUGCCCUUCAGGAUAGUGGCUUCUCCGGGAUCGAUACAAUCACCCCCACCGUGGACAAGUCUUUGCAACCAUACUCUUUGGUAGUGUCUCAGGCCGUGGAUGAUACAGUCCUUGCCCUCCGAGACCCAUUGAUGAGAGCUGAUGCAGCCCCAGAUGACCGUGACAUUUAUAUCAUCGGGGGCAAUACUCCAGAAACCGCGAGCCUUUUGCAGGGGCUAGAAGCAAUUCUGACCCCAAGAUUCGGCACCUUAUUCAAGGUUCCGGAGCUGAAAGCAUUACGCGUGGUAGGCCACACCAGGUUGAAUGUCCUUUACUUGUGUGGUUUGGACACCGCAUGGUCUGAAGACCUCGACGAAGAUCAAUACAAUGCGCUCCAUCAUAUGGUGAACGUAAGUGACAAUAUCCUUUGCGUGAAACGAGGCACUAGGUCCAGUAUAUGGAACGAAGGAAGCUUUACUGCUGCGUUGCGAAGUCUCGCAUCGCAGAAGCAACAACUUCGCCUGCAAUGUCUUGAAAUGAGCCAUGACACCCAGACCACCGCGUGUAGCCUUGCAACCGCGCUUCUCCGGCUAACUAACAAUCCCCUUACUAAUGAUCAUCAAUUCCCAACACAUGUAUGGAGCAAUGAGCCCCAUUUGCUAUUGGAGGGUGGGGUGGUCUACAUCCCCAGGAUCAGGCAUAGUGAAUCAAUGAACCAACGGGCGUCUGCGGAUCAACAAACCACAUACCAAGACGUUGAGCUAUCAAAGUCUGGAGUCCGCCUGGUUUCCAAUCCGGGCGAUCAGCACUUGGUCAUACAGCCGGCAAUGCAGGAGGAACCCCAAAAGACCCGCAUCCAAGUAGCAUUUUCCUCGCAGUCGGCAAUCAAGGUCGGUCAUGAAUGUUUGUACCUUGUGGCUGGCAAGGUGCUCAAUGGGCGGUCCUCUGUUAUUUGUCUUUCGGACGAAUCUUCUUCGGUUGUUUCAGUUCCGUCUUGCUGGGUCCAUCCCUUCGAGUGUAUUGCACAAGACGGGGCCAAGCCCCUGAUGGCGGUGAUUCUGGCCCUGACAGCUGUAGCAGCAGUCCGCCUCGCCGGCUCGAACAGCACUCUAGUCGUCCACGAGCCUUGCAACACUCUUCGGGAGCUGUUAGUAGCCUAUGCGCAUACACAAAGUGUGUCAUUGCUGUUCACGACUGGUAGUCCCGAAUCUGCCACUUCUGAUCAUUAUAUCCAUCCAUUGAGCCCCAAUCGCGCUCUUGCCAAGUUACUUCCAGAUAACGUAUCGAUGAUCUUGAGGUGUGAUGAGGAGACCGGGGGCAUAUUCUCUCGCUCAGACCUACCGCUAGCUCCGGGUGCUUUUGUGGCAGAAAUCGGAAGCUUUUUCUCCUCUGAACCAUACAUGCACAGUCGUGAAGCGAACAAUUCUACAGCUGCAGACUUUCUGCACUUGGCUCUUGGUCUGGCAGAGAGCAAGAUUGUCGCGAAAGUCUUGGAGGUCAGCGUGAUUAACGUCCAACAGCUUGCUGAUUUGAAACCUGAUACAGGACUACCGGCCGUGGUGGAUUGGUCUAACCCCUCCACUGUUCGAACCAUCGUGCAGAAAGCUAGCUCUGAGUUUGUGUUCUCUGCAGAGCUGGCUUAUCUCAUUAUAAAUCUAGACGGGGCAUCUGCUCAGCUUGUAGCAGAACUAUUCAUUCAUAAGGGUGCUAGAAAGGUCGUACUCAUAAAUCCAUCUUUUGGUUUUGAUCAGGUUUGGAUACAUGAAAUGGCCCAUCUAGGAGCCCAGGUAAGCGUCAUGAGCAUGGACAUCACCAAUCAGGAGUCGGUCAUUGCAGUGAAAACUACUAUAGUUCAAGAUAUCGGCCAGAUAGGAGGUGUUAUGAGUGGGGUUAUGACGACGCCUGACCCUGAUGUUACUCCACAUACGGCCUCCCAAAACACAUCACUACCUGAGGUCCACGGCGCCAGAAUCCUCAGCGAAGUAUACAAUGAUUGCGAACUGGACUUCUUCAUUCUUUCCGCCCGAAAUAUGUGGCCAGCUAGUUUUGCAAGCCAAAAUGCCACUUUUCUGAGUGACGCCCUUUUAUUCGACACUGCAUAUGAGAGAAGAAGUACGGGAUUAGUAGCCAGCAUAAUACAUUCCAACUCUCUUGCGAAAAUAGGUCUUUCGAAACAGGACAUUGGUGAAGUAUUGGCAGAAGCAAUCAUUGCCGGCCGCGUGUCUUCGCAUUGUCCCUUAAAUGUGAUCCCCGCGGCAGCUAUUGGCCAGAGCAUGGAAAGUUCAGACGUUGCUUGCUCCCAUAACCCAAUCCUUUGGCCUAUAAUAAGUCCCAAGAGUACUUCUUCGCUGCCAGCGGAUGGACAGUCCAGAGAGGAAGACCUCACCCUCGAAGAGGAGCUGAGUAGGAGUGACCGGGAGAUUGAUAGCUUGCAGAAGAUUAUCCAGGAGAGGUUUACUGCAAAGCUUCGGAAGGUCCUUCGACUGAGGGAAGAAGAGCCUAUUCUUGCCAAUACCGUAUUGUUUGAGCUAGGGGUGGACUCAUUGGUUGCUACCAGCCUUCGGUCAUGGUUCGUGAACGAAUUGGGUGUUGACAUGCCAAUUAUGAACCUUCUUAAUAACGCUUCUAUUGGUUCAUUAGUCCAAUAUGCUGCUAAGGAGUGGCUUGCCCAACUAAUGAAGCAAGAUGAAUGGGAUUCACCAGUUUCUUGGGCACAGGGGCGCUCCGAAAUCUCCGGCUCUGCUUCACCGACCACCGGAAGCUCAGGUGCCGCAUCCAGUAUGGGUGACAUGUCAUUGAGCAAAGGAGAAUAUUCUCGAGUAGAACACCUAUCAUAUGCCCAAUCUCGCUAUUGGUUUCUUCAACGAUACUAUGAAGACCGGACAGCAUUCAAUGUCACCCUCCUUUUUACUAUGGAUGGUCAACCAUGUGAAACGGAUCUCCAGGCAGCUAUCCAGACUGUCAGCCAAAGGCACCAGUCCCUGAGAACGUGUUAUUUGAGUGAGGGAACAGGGAUGAAGAAUGCAUGCCAGGCCAUCUUGCCGACCUCUCCAGUAAAGUUGGAGGUGUGUAAUAUUGACGACGAAUCCGGGAUUUUGGAUCAGUAUACCAGAAUCUGUGACCAUCCGUAUGACACUGAGAAGGGAGAAUGUAUUCGAUUCCGCUUGAUCAGAACUGCUGCGACAGACAGCACAUUCUUGAUCAUUGGCUACCCUCAUAUGUGCAUGGAUGGUGCUAGCUGCCUCAUCCUCCUUGACGAGCUUGACCAAGCAUAUAGGAAGGUCUCCCUGCCAUCGGUUUCUCGCCAAUAUCCGGAUUUUGCAGCGGCACAGAGGAUCUCCUAUGAACAGGGAAGGCUGCAUAAAGAAUCGGACUACUGGAAAAAGGAGCUGAAUCCGCUGCCGGAACCGCUUGCACUUCUUCCAAUGGCCAAAGUUCGCUCUCGUCCACCUCUUAAGGAGUAUGACACGCACGAGCUUCAGUUCUGUAUCUCGAAUACCAUCAUGGAUAAAAUUCGAUCUCAGUGCCGUAGGCACAGAGUCACUCCAUUUCACUUCUCUCUAACAGUAUUGAGGAUUCUUCUGGCUCGUCUUACCAAGACCCAGGACUGUUGCAUUGGAGUGGCUGAUUCUAAUCGACUGGAUCCUAACAACGAAAGCACUGUGGGAUUUUUGUUGAACUUGCUGCCGCUACGUUUCCGGAUACUUCCUGAUAAUUUUAUGGAGGUUCUUGCGGGGACUCGGGAGGCAUGCUAUGGUGCGCUGGCCCACUCUGGUAUGCCCUUCGAUAAACUCCUCGACGAAUUAGCAGUCCCUCGGAGCAACACACAUAGUCCACUAUUUCAAGUCCUCAUGGAUUGGCAGCCUCGCCUUGGAGCAGAAGUGAAAAUUGGAGACAUAACCUCAUCCUGUACGAAGAUGGCUGUCGGACGAACAAUCUAUGAUCUUACGCUUCUCGUCACCGAGUCUGCUCAAGGCGAUGCGACAAUUCACUUCCGGACUCAGAAAGCACUUUACUCCAGAGAAGGAAGUGAGGUUCUUGCUCGCAGUUACAUCAACCUUCUGGAAGCGUUCACAGAUGAUCUUGAGCUUCAAGUGAAUGCUCCACGCAUUUGGCACCCUUCAGAUCUGGACCGCGCUGUUGAGGUCGGCCAAGGCCCCACUUACAAGGCCCAAUGGCCUUCUACUGUUUCAAGGAGGAUUGAGGAAAUCUCUUUCUCCCAGCCCAGCCACACUGUCGCUGUAGUGGAUACCAAGGGCCGAAGCUUCACCUAUCGGGGUAUGAUGGAUCGUGUGCGCACGUUGGCCUUCGCAUUGCGGGAUGUCGGCGUCGGCCCAGGUUCGUUUGUUUGUGUAUUCCAACACCCCACCGCGGAAUGGGUAUGUUGCAUGCUUGCUAUCUGGCGCCUCAAUGCAGUCUAUGUGCCACUUGACCUACGUAACCCCCCCAGUCGACUUAGGACAGUCAUCGAUGACUGUCAACCAACGGCUAUAUUUUGUAAUGAUGAAACCGACCCCGACGUUAGAGAUCUUGACUGUCCUGGCGCGGUGGUCUUGAAUACUUCAGAGAUAUGUGGCUACAGUAGCUUGCACUCAAACGUUCAAGAUAGCUCGGAUCCAAAUGCUCCUGCUGCUGUGCUUUACACAAGUGGGUCGACUGGCAAGCCUAAGGGUAUCCUGCUUCGACACGCUAGUAUCCGAAAUCAGGUUGAGGGAUACACACGGCGCUGGGAGUUAGGGCCUGAGGUAGUACUCCAACAGGGUGCCAUGACAUUCAAUCAUUCCUUGGAUCAGAUAUUAACGGGUCUAUGUACUGCUGGCCGCGUGAUCGUGGCCGCACGUGAUAUUCGCGGUGAUCCUGUGUCGCUUACUACGUUGAUUGUCGACGAACAAAUCACUUAUACCAAAGCCACUCCAGCAGAAUAUUCAAUGUGGCUGCGGUAUGGGUCUGCCUCACUGCGCACAGCUAGCAGCUGGAGACAUGCUUUCGGGGGUGGCGAGCACCUUACGACUACACUCUCUCAGGGAUUUCAAGCGUUGGAACUACCCCAUCUGUCUCUAUACAACUCGUAUGGCCCAGGAGAGGUUACUAUUUCCUCUCACAAAAUGAAGAUUGACUACCACAAGCCUAGUGCAACCCCGGAUGAUAUUUUUCCCGUCGGCUUCUCGUUGCCAAAUUAUACCACAUAUGUUGUCGACGAGGCUAUGCAGCUCGUUCCCCCCGGCGUCUCAGGCGAGAUUUUGAUCGGGGGUGCCGGGCCGUGCUUAGGAUAUCUUCAUCGUGAAGCCUUGACUACGGAGAAGUUUAUCGAGAACAACUUUGUAUCAUCUGAAUACCACCAGUCUGGCUGGACCAGGGCCUACAGAACUUUCGAUCGUGGUCGCCUACUGAGUGACGGCUCCCUAGUGAUCGAAGGCCGGCUAGACGGAGACACACAGGUCAAGAUCCGUGGUAUACGUAUUGAACUCGAAGAUAUCGAAAAUAGUAUUAUCCAAGCCUCAGAGGGCAAGGUGACGAAUGCGGUCGUCUCAAUUCAUGGUGAGGACAGCCAGCUGCUUACAGCUCAUGUUGUCCUUGCACCGAGUACGCAGGGAGAUGCACCCUCAAGCCUCAACAGCUUCCUGAAGCAACUACGAGCUACGCUUCCCCUUCCACAGUAUAUGUGCCCUUCCGUCUUCAUACCAGUUGAUGACUUCCCUCUUACCAUUCAUGGUAAGGUAGACAGAAAGGCUAUUCGUGCCAUGCCACUUCCACAAGCAUCCACGAGCAACCCCUCUGUUGAGGAGCUCUCUGGGACAGAAGCAAUGCUCCGGGAACUCUGGGCUCAGGUUCUGGAAUCGACCGCACUAGAUACCACAGGUGUCGGUCGCGAGGAUGACUUCUUCCUGGUGGGAGGAAACUCUGUUUUGUUGGUCAAACUCCAAGGGCUCAUCCGGCAGGCCCUGCGGGUCUCUGUGCCGUUAGUCGAGCUUUUCUCAGCUAGCACAUUGGGUGACAUGGCUGGGGUUGUACAAAACCUGUCCAUCAAUCAGGAACCAGCGAGGCCAGCAACAGAUCACGGUAUCGUCGUCGUAUUAACUGGCGCCACGGGCUUUCUAGGCCACGUCGUUCUCCAGCAGCUCCUUGCAGAGCCUACGGUGUCUCAUGUAUAUGCUGUCGCGGUCCGUACAGAGGGCAGAGGCAUUGGCCGACCUCUUCCUGCGGGCUCUCCUAAAUUCACCGCGCUGAACGGUGACCUUAGUGAACCCAUGUUUGGGCUCAAUGAAAGCACCUUUGCUUCGCUGGCAGAUACCGCCCAUGUCAUAAUCCACUCUGGUGCCAACCGGUCAUUUUGGGACGCGUACCCCAUCAUUCGUGGUCCGAACGUGAUAGGCACCAAAAAUGUCGUCACCCUUGCCAGCCACAGGAACAUCCCGAUCCAUUUCCUGUCCAGUGGUGCAGUGGAGAAGGUAGUUGAAAGCUAUGACUCCCCGCCGACGGAUGGCCGUAAUGGAUACCUCGCAUCCAAGUGGGCAAGUGAGAAAAUUCUAACAGCGGCGGCCGAAAGGACUAACACGUUGGUGACCAUCCACCGGCUAACGCAGGCGCCGAAUGUGCAACCACCUCCGCAGGAUAUAAUCGCCACCUUUUCUGCAAUAGCGAGACAGAUUAACUGCAUUCCAACGGCACAAGGCUGGGGUCGACUGAUCUCCCUUCUACCACUCGGAGAGUUGGCUACAUCUAUUGUAGGUCAUGCAUUAACCAGCGUUGACGAGCAGCAAUCAGCAACAGUGUCAAUCCAGAAUCAUAUGAUUUCCACCACAUUCGAACUCUCCAAUGCAGCAGAAGCUGUUGAGCGGGCUGUUAGAGGACCCAGUCGCAUGGACUCUCUGCAUAUGCUGUAUUGGCUUGGUAGAGCAAAAAGGGAAGCAAAAUUCCCAUGGUUCAUCGCUGCGCAGGACGUCAUUGUCAACUCGGAGGGUCAAACGGUACGUGUGGAGCUGGACCAGUAA
Messenger RNA from Aspergillus caelatus, 11586 nucleotides. RefSeq lists its product as uncharacterized. Lineage: Eukaryota; Fungi; Ascomycota; Eurotiomycetes; Eurotiales; Aspergillaceae. The transcript is spliced from 3 exons. Gene Ontology annotation, molecular function: 3-oxoacyl-[acyl-carrier-protein] synthase activity; S-adenosylmethionine-dependent methyltransferase activity; phosphopantetheine binding. Bases 1 to 11586 code for a protein of 3861 amino acids. Gene Ontology annotation, biological process: fatty acid biosynthetic process; secondary metabolite biosynthetic process. The record is from RefSeq and is a predicted model, not a curated record.